Prorocentrum cordatum is the source of this 726-nucleotide messenger RNA. NCBI's taxonomy places the organism in Eukaryota, Dinophyceae, Prorocentrales, Prorocentraceae. The record is from the annotation of a GenBank genome assembly.
AUGUCCGCCGGGCAUUUCGAGGUUUGCAGCAUAUGGGCCACCCCCAGGCAGAAGGCGACCCUCUUGGCCGAGUGUGUUGCGAGGGAUGGUAAUCCCCUCGCGUGCACCCGCCAGGCCAAGCGGCGACAUAACACGCUCAAGGACCAAGCCGUGCGAGUCAGACCGCACUUCGAGAGGGCUCCAGCUUCUCUCGCGGCGCCGGCCAUUCGCGUGGGGGAGCUCAAAACCAAGAACCUGGAGCUGGAGGCGCAGGAGCACGAAGCGGCGAGGAUCGCCGCCACCGCGUUCGGCGAGCAGUCUCAGGCUCAGCGCCCUCAGUCUGUCGAUCCUCCCGACCUUUUUCUUCAGCAGCUGGCGGAGCUUGGGCUCGAGCAAGGCAUGUUGGGCACCGUCAAGGCAGUCGUGCAGUCGCGUGACAAGGCCAAGGCAGGGGCCGACGUUAAGGCCAAACCCGAACAGCAAGCAGUGCCCCAGGACGAUGCGGACCUUCGUGAAGGUGGUGAUGCUGCUGUUCCUGGGAGUGUUGCUGAUCAGCCGGGCGUUGUCGGAGGCGCAGGCAGCACCGUCGACAGCAAGGAGGACAUCGACGUGGACGAGGCGGUCCGCAUCCUCAAGCAGGGUGAAUGGCUUGACCACGUCGAGGGCGACGGCGAGGGCGGCGCCACCCGCUCGCAGCUGGACGCCGCGCCCGAGGAGGAAGCUCGUGCAGCGAAAAAAGGUAAAUAG